Molecule: messenger RNA, 2933 nt
Organism: Eurytemora carolleeae
Lineage: Eukaryota; Metazoa; Arthropoda; Copepoda; Calanoida; Temoridae
Product: glycerol-3-phosphate phosphatase
Exons: 14
Coding region: 136-1095 (319 amino acids)
Cellular component (GO): cytoplasm
Molecular function (GO): phosphatase activity
Source: RefSeq, a predicted model, not a curated record
AAGGAAUAUUGCCUAUAAAUAUAUAUUUAUAAAACUGAAUUUUUAAAAAUAAUUUUUCAGAAGAAAUGUUUUCUAACAGCAGUUGGUAGGAAGAGUUUGCAGGCAACCCAUAAUCUUUCUUCUUCCCUGGCUAAGAUGCCCUGUACUCACAUCAAUCAUAUGUCUGAUGAGGACGUGAAGAGCUGGUUAAACUCCUUCGACACUGUGAUGACGGAUUGUGAUGGAGUUCUCUGGGUCGGAGCUGAGGCUAUACAAGGUUCACCUCAGGUUAUUAACAGGUUUCGCGAGCUGGGGAAAAGGGUUUUCUUUGUGACGAACAACAGCACAAAGCACAGGAGGGAGUACAAGCAGAAGGUGGAUACUCUGGGCUUUGGAGGGGAUCUGGAUGAGAUAAUUGGAACUGCAUACCUAGCAGCAUCAUACUUAGAGGAUUGUGGGUUCGACAAGACCAAGAAGGUUUAUGUGGUUGGGUCUGCUGGAAUAACGCAGGAACUAGAUGAUGUUGGCAUCCAAUAUCUUCCCAUAGGGGUGGAAGAACGGAUGAGCAUAACAACAGAUCUAAAUCUAUUAGGCGCUGAAGAUGCAGGACUUUAUUCGAAAGAUGUAAAUGCAGUAAUAAUCGGAUUCACUAGGAGUUUUUCUCUCCUGCACAUAAUAUAUGCAACUAAGUUCCUAACAAAUCCCAACUGCUUACUAAUUGCUGAUUCUCCUGACCCUACAUUCUCUAUGAGGGAUGAAAAUAAUGUAAAACAUCAAUGUCCAGGAACCGGUUCUAUGGUUGCAGCUGUUGAGACAGCAGCUGGUCGGAAACCAAUUAUCCUAGGGAAGCCCAAUCCCCUUAUGUUUGAGAUUGUACAGAAACGACAUCCAAGCGUUAAACCAGAGAGAACUCUGAUGAUUGGAGACAGGGCUGAUACUGAUAUUUUGCUCGGGAAAAACUGUGGACUUCAGACGCUAAUGGUUGGAACAGGUGUACACUCGCUAGAAAAGGUGAAAGAUUGGGAGACAAGUACUGAUUCAGAAGAGCAACGCCUUGUUCCAGAUAAAUUUGCUGAUAGACUAGGAGAUCUGUUAGAUAGGAUUAAAGAUCUUUAAUCCUCCUUUAUUUUGAUAAGAUUAAACAUCUUUAAUCCUGCCCUUGUUAGAUUGGAUUUAACAUCUUUAAUCCUGUUCUAGUUGGAUAGGAUUAAACAUCUUAAAUCCUGCUCUUUUUAGAUUAGAUUUUACAUCUUUAAUCCUGUUCUAGUUGGACAGGAUUAAACAUCUUUUAUCCUCCUUUAUUUUGGUAAGAUUAAACACCUUUAAUCUUGUCCUUGUUAGAUUGGUUUUAAUAUCUUUAAUCCUGUUCUAGUUGGAUAGGAUUAAACCUCUUUAAUCCUCCUUUAUUUUGGUAGGAUUAAACAUCUUAAAUCCUGCUCUUCUUAGAUUGGAUUUAACAUCUUUAAUCCUGUUCUAGUUGGAUAGGAUUAAACAUCUUUAACCCUACUCUAAUUAGAUUGGAUUAAGCAUCUUUAGUCCUGCUCUUGUCAGAUUGGAUUUAACAUCUUUAAUCCUGUUCUAGUUGGAUAGGAUUAAACAUCUGUAAUUCUAUUCUAGUUAGAUAGGAUUAAACAUUUUCAAUCCUGCUCUAGUUUAAUAGUGUUUAAAAAUAUUACUCCUGCUUGAUUGAAUAGGAUUAAACAUUUUUAAUCCUGCUUAGUUUGGAUAUGAUUUAACAUUCUUAGUUGUUUUAAGUUUAUUUACUUAAAGUUUUAUUAAAAAUGUUUAGUCUUACUAUAUGUAGAUUGUGAUAAUGUUUUUUUUCACCUGCAACGGAUUAAAUGUAGAGAAUUAAAUGUAAAGGAUUAAGCAUAUUUAAUCCCAUCUUUAAAAUUACAAUAUCAUCCAUAGAAGACAUGUAUCCAACAUUAUUAUUUGUUACCGCCUUGUUUGUCAGUUAAUGUUUAGGAAAGUUAUUAAAGGAACUGUAGCCGUAUUUUAAAAGAGUGGUCCGACUUACACAGAAACCUUUAUGGUGAGCUACACAAUAUACAAAACUAAAAAUUAUUAUCUUUGUCAGUGUCUCUGCUGCGUAAAAUCUGCAAGCCACUUUUAUAGCAGAACCAUAAUUUUGAUAUACCUUUUAGGUUGUGAAUUGGUGAUGGCAAUUAAAAUUACGUCAUCAAUCUCUCUAAGCUGACAUAAUCGUAGUACAUUUUUAUGUUUUGAUUUAACAUAUUUGUAAUAUGUAACAUAGACAAUUAAUUGUAUGUAAUUACUUGUAACCACCCGGUGACUUAUUAAUAUAUGUAUUCGACAGGGUUAAAUGUUUUGUUGUUAUUUAAAAGUUCAUGAAAAUUAUUAUUUUCAGAUAAAAAUGGGAAUUUUUCCAGAAUCACGUUCAAUCCUUUCUUCGGCUUUCUAGUUUAAACUCUAGACUUAGAUAUACAUAUUAUCUAUCUAUCUAGACUCCAUAACUGUUCAUUUCUUUUUUUAAAUUUGAUUUUUUUUUAUAUUCUAUCCAAUUGGCUUUAAUUUGUUUUGCGUUAUAGAUAAAAUGUUGUUUAAUAUGAUUAAAUUUCAAUGGUUUAUCUAUAGGCAUAUUAAGAGAAGGAGGGUGUGCAACCCUGCUUGGCCUCCGUGAAUAUUUUACACCUCCCGGGCCCUGUUUUAAUGUUUAUUAAUUGAUACAAAGAAAACAAUUUAAGCAUAAUUUUUUACAUUUUUAUUUAAGAGGAAUUGAGUUAUUCUGAUUUCUAAUCCAACCCAAUUUCGUAGUCCUUGGAUAUUACAAAUUACAAACUCUGCUAGAUCAAAUUAUCCUUGAAAUGUCAAAGCUUUACACCAUUAGAUUGCGAGGAUAAAAAAUUUUGAGUUUGUGUCAAAGACUCGAUCUUUUAAUUUAGAUUGCAUUAUCGUCAUUCUUCAAUUAGUAAUAAAAUUAUGAUUAUUUU